AUGGAAGAAAUUCGUAUAUCCAAUAAGUCGACAACGUUAAUUAGCCAAAUUAUCAUGCAAGAUACAUUACAAUUAAUAUGGCCUAGAAAUAAGCUAAGGCCUUGCCAUGUCGUCUUAACUCAGAAUCAAAUGUGUAUUAAAGUAUCCGAUAGUGGCCCUCCAGCAUCACUACUAGGUGAUGAUGGCGUAAUACAACUAAAAGAUGUUAUUGGCUGUAAAGUAUCAAGAGGUACAUCGACGAAACGCCGUGAUCGUGGUGGCUAUUUGACCUUAUUUUGGUAUCCAAUGCGCAAGAAAAAGAUUGGUUCCGCUUGUAAGAGAAUUUCUAUUCCAGUCUAUUUACGUGUUGCCCAAUCGAAGGAAGUAGAAGACAACAUCAAGAUUGCAGAUCAAUGGCAUGCAGCCAUUAUAUGCGCUUUGCGUGGUAUCAAGUAUCAACCAGAUCUAGGAUCAAAAUCUUGCCCAGCACCACGAAAAUUGUUGGUUUUUAUUAACCCUUGUAGUGGAUCUGGUAAAGCUAGUAAAAUUUUCAACGGCAAAUCAAAAGAUAUUUUAAAUGAAGCGGAUAUAUUAUGCGAAGUUGUAACUACAGAACGAGUCGGGCAUGCAAAAGACUAUAUCAUUAAUGCUAAUCUUUCCAAAUGGGAUGGUAUAUUAGUUGUAUCCGGAGACGGAUUGAUUUAUGAAGUUAUAAAUGGACUAAAUGAGCGGCAGGAUUGGGAUACCGUAAGACAUAUGCCUAUUGGUAUUUUACCUGCAGGAUCAGGGAAUGCACUCUAUGCGUCCAUUAUGAAAUUUUCAGGAGAGCCAAAUGAUAUCGUCAGUGCCACCUUUAUCAUUGCAAAAUAUUCAACUCGUCCGUUGGAUUUGAUGCAUUUACAGUCGAAAAAAAACAAUUUUCUAGCCUUUCUAUCUAUAGGAUGGGGAAUGAUUGCUGAUAUUGACAUCAAGUCAGAAAAGUUUCAUUUUCUUGGUUCUAAUCGCUUUACUGUAGAAGCAGUUUCCAUGAUUGCUAAACGAAAGGUCUAUCGAGGCAAAAUAUCUUACUUACCUUGUGACAAGGAGCCUGAAGAAACUCGAGAAUCUCAAUGGACGAAUAAUGGCAAUGUCAGUGAACGUUCUGCUGUUAUGGAUGAAACAUUUAACUUUCACAACGAUGAUGAUAUGAAUGUUACACAAUUGGAUGCCAACCAUCAACAAUCUGCUAUUCUGACAGUUGGCGAUGAUUCAAAUCCUAUACCAUCACUUGAUAAACCUCUACCGAAUCAAUGGAAAGUAAUUGAUCAGGAUUUCAUUACAGUUGUCAUCGGUAAUUUGCCUUAUUUAUCGACGGAUUUCCUAUUUGCACCGCCAUCAAGACUAGAUGAUGGCAAGGCAUAUAUUGUGGCAGUCAGUGAUAAAGUUAAUCGUAAAGGAUUAACUAAAAUACUCUUAUCAACCAAGAAUGGACAAUACAUUGAAUCGCCUGAUGUUCAGUUAAUACCAUGCAAAGCAUUUCGUCUUGUACCAGAAACUGAAGGUGGAUAUUUAACCGUAGAUGGUGAAGUAGUGGAUUAUGGCCCAAUUCAGGGUACCGUUGAAAAAGGUGGACUGCAAGUAUUUUGUUUAUAA
Molecule: messenger RNA, 1611 nt
Organism: Trichoplax adhaerens
Lineage: Eukaryota; Metazoa; Placozoa; Uniplacotomia; Trichoplacea; Trichoplacidae
Exons: 7
Coding region: 1-1611 (536 amino acids)
Biological process (GO): sphingosine biosynthetic process
Cellular component (GO): cytoplasm; intracellular membrane-bounded organelle; membrane
Source: RefSeq, a predicted model, not a curated record